This is a messenger RNA of Solanum tuberosum (potato), 1509 nucleotides long. RefSeq lists its product as uncharacterized. The coding region runs from base 1 to 1509 and encodes 502 amino acids. The transcript is spliced from 3 exons. NCBI's taxonomy places the organism in Eukaryota, Viridiplantae, Streptophyta, Magnoliopsida, Solanales, Solanaceae. The record is from RefSeq and is a predicted model, not a curated record.
AUGAGUGCAAACGGGGAGAAUAGUUGCCAAGUGGGCCACUCAAGGAGUGGUGUUUUUCAUCGAGAUGACAUCGAUGAUGCUAAUAGUAUUUAUAACUCUUCUAACAUGGGCAAGAUGGGUGAAAGUGGCAUGCCACAAGCUGACGGGAAAAACCUAUCUCAAGAAUCCAUACGGUUUUGUUUAUUUCCAUUAUCAUUGACUGGGAGAGCUAUUAAAUGGUUGGUUGAGCAUAACAACAACUCCAUUAAAUCAUGGGAGGAGCUGGUUAUGGCAUUUCAUGAAAGAUUCUUUCCUCCAUCAAGAAUGAUGAAGCAGAGAGACGACAUUCAUAAUUUCAAGCAAAAGGAGGGUGAACCAAUUCACGAGUCAUGGAUAAGGUUCAAGAGAUGUUUACGUAAGUGCCCAACGCAUGGACUGCCAGGUGAAUUGCUGCUCCAAUACUUUUAUCGUAGUCUUGAGUCGGUUAAUAAAGGGAUAGCUGAUCAAUUGGUGCUAGGAGGAAUAAUGUUACAAUCAUUUGAAGUAGCCUCAUUUCUCCUAGAUGGUAUGACUAAAGUAAACCAGGCAUGGUAUACCAAAGAUGAUCAAGUUUCCCCACUAUGCUUCUGGUUAACGCAAGAGCAGAUCAAAAAAGAAAGGGAGAGGGACGAAAACAUCAAGAAAAUGUUAUCUCAAAUGGAAAUCCUACAAGAACAUAUGAACGGGACACGUGGAGUAUUUCGAGUUGAGGAGGGUUCUUCUUCUGGUUACUCAAGACCGGGAGAGAAUCAAGGUUGGAACUCCAGAAGAUACGAGAAAGGUUUCCACCCACGCUAUCAACCGCUGGGUGGGAAUAAAGGUUGGAAUUAUUAUAGUGGCAAAGAACCAAUGAGAUGUUGGCAAGAUGGGGAUGAGCGGGAUGAUCAAGAGGAAGACCAUACUCAUUUGAGUGAAAGCCCGAAAUCUAAAGGGAGUGCAGUAGUCCUCGGUAAAGUGAAUUCUCAUGUUGAUGCCAUCAACAUGCUGGAAGGUAAAUUGAGUCUAUUAUCAGCUCAGUUAACGUCCAAAACACUGAUGGACUAUAGUGAAAGAGAGCUGGCUGUGGUUACCCGUAGCGGUAAAGUGGAAAUAGGGAAUGUGAUGGAAGAUGAGGAUCCUCAAAAACAUGAAGAGGGCCAAGGUGUGGAGGAACAAGAUUUACCUAUUCGACAAAACCUCACUAAAGAACCACAGGAGAAAGCAGAGCAAAAAGUUCAAGCUCCAAAAAUCAUACACCCUUUACCCAAGAUACCUCCACCAUUUCCCCAACGUUUGAAAAAGAAGAAUGAAAAUGCGAAGUUCAAGAAAUUUUUGUCAGUAUUCAAAAGCUUAUCGAUUAACCUCCCUCUGGUAGAAGCAUUGCUGGGAAUGUCGGGAUAUGCCAAAUUAAGGAAAGAACUAGUUACAAAGAAAAGGAGCUUAGACUAUGAAACGAUUGAGGUGCCCCACAGUUGCAGUGCAAUUAUGACAAAUGACUCAAUCACUAAGUGA